GACAUUUACCGUUAUCGGAGUAAGACCGGACUAGUCGAGUGGUAUAUAGUUAGUAGUGCCGAUCACCAUUAGUACCGCUCGUAUCAGUUUCCAUAGCGUUACGCUGAAUGAUUAAAAUUGUAUACUAUUAGAAUAAGUUCGACUGGUUAACAAUGGUGACGGCCAACGUAAACGAUAGCAACACUUACACGCCAACUGUAGUGGCCCAAAUCCGAUACUUAUUGCAAUGGUUUGGCGAAUGGAGCGAAAUGGAACGAGGUGACUUUUUGCCAGUGCUAGUGCAAGGAUUUGGUGCCAACAACGGUUCAGUCAAUGGUCUGUUACCGUUAAUGGAAAGCCUUUGCACCCAAGACGGGCGUCCGUUGAGCUUGUUCAAGUGUCGUAUAAAAUUAUUCACUGAAUGGGUACAAUCAUGGUCCGAUGACGACAAGGAGAGUUUUUUAAAUGGUAUCAGAUCCAUGGAUACAGACUUUGCGCAACUUUACGAACAAAAAGUUUGUAGCUAUGCGUCUGACAACAAGGAGCACUGGAAUGGUCUUAACGGCGAUCAACUUCAUGAUGUGAUUGAAUAAAAACAUAGGUUUGACAAUUCUUUUUACUUUUUCUAUUCUUUGGUAUAAGUACUAUUUUUUAUUUAGAAAUAAAUUGUUUAAGAUUUUUACUAUA
Messenger RNA from Adelges cooleyi (spruce gall adelgid), 666 nucleotides. RefSeq lists its product as uncharacterized. The transcript is spliced from 2 exons. NCBI's taxonomy places the organism in Eukaryota, Metazoa, Arthropoda, Insecta, Hemiptera, Adelgidae. Bases 153 to 572 code for a protein of 139 amino acids. The record is from RefSeq and is a predicted model, not a curated record.